This is a messenger RNA of Aspergillus wentii DTO 134E9, 1980 nucleotides long. RefSeq lists its product as uncharacterized. The record is from RefSeq and is a predicted model, not a curated record. Lineage: Eukaryota; Fungi; Ascomycota; Eurotiomycetes; Eurotiales; Aspergillaceae. The annotation marks the transcript as partial. The transcript has a single exon.
CAGCACUUUGAGAAGAUCGAGAAGCAAUUCGAGCAAUUACACGAUCAUCUGCAGUCUCGCCCGCUUUCUCCCUCGUCACAGGCUCCCCCUCCCCCAUCUCGUGGCUCGAGUCGUCCCAUGACGGGUCAGAACCCUCGACAUGUCGAUCUCCUCGAUGCUCUCUUUUCAUCGGACCGGUACCACACCCAGAACUCCACCUCGUCGCCUAUUAGCCCGUACAAUGAAGACAUUGCGGAACGAAAUAUGACUCGGUUUCUCCAAACAACUCCCCCGCGCAAACGGACUGGCGUAUACUCGCGCAUCAUCAAUGCGUUGUACCAGGAAGAUGUAGCGGACAGGAACAUUGCAAAGGGUAAAAGUGGUCGGUCUUGGUCUCGCAAUUCGAGCGCUCGAUCUCCUCGGGUUGCGAACAAUGGCCUAUCUCGGCCCAAGACCCAAGGCCACAAGCUUGGUGACAACGGACGCCUUGGCGUUGAGAAGAAAGAUGGCAAUGUCUCGAGGUCGUCCUCUCACGAAGAUCUGCGUUCUCGUUCUCGUUCUCGCUCUAGAUCUCGGUCUCGGGCUGAACCUCCUGCAUCGGCCACAUUGGAGAGAGAGACAAGUAAUGCACAGCAACUGCGACCCCAGAAAUCGGCACCAAAUCUAUCUGCGGAACCUGGGGAGCCCAAGAGAGGGCCUUCCCCAGGCCCUGUUGGACACUUGGGAGUUCCUCCAGCCCACAAACAGGGCAACACAUGGAGCAGUACCCCCUUGCCGGAAAGUCCAACAUUACCUAUUCCUAUGAGACGAGACAAGAGUGUGAACGAGAACAAGCCUCUCCGAAAUGCAGCAGCAGCACCUUCCCCACCUCCACGUCACAGCCCACCACCAUUGAUUCCCCGCCCUUAUUCCCCACCAGCCUCUUCGGGGACAACCUCUCGCAAAAACAAGAGAGAUCUCUCUAUCAACACAGAAUUGGCUGCUCGGGGUGAUUCAUCCAAGAUCUCUCACCGUGCCAUCCAGCCACCGACCCCAAGCAGCUGUGAUGUGAAUCACAACCCCACUAUUGCACAGGUUAUGAAUAGCCCUCUGCCAGCGGGUACCCCCACAUCUAUAUCCCCUCUUCCUUCCGCAAACCAAAAGCUUGCAGAGAUCAUGGACAUGUUCAAGCAGGCAUACUCUCCUACGCCGGCAAUCAGCCCACACCCCACAUUCGAGACGCUUCAGGACGCCAUUGUCAGGGAGAUCAACUCCCAUGAAGCCUUCCGGCGUGUGCCCCUUCCUGACCAGGGCCCUCCUUUCACUCCUUCUCCUACCGAAGGAUCAUUCGACGGAUGUGCAAAUGUGCCCAAAUCCCCAGGUCAACCAUUGAACAGGACAGUUUCCGCAAAGGAGAGUCAACUCUCCAAACUUAUGCGGCGUGGUUCCUUUAAAAAGCACAGGAGAGGCUCGGAAAUGCGCAAGAGCAUCUCCACUAGUGUGCCCUCGAAAGGAUAUGAAAAGAUCUUUAAGCGAGCUCCUGCACAAGCUACCCGCCGAAGACACACCGAUGCUCCUCUGCCCUCUCCUGGAUUCUUCGAUACCGUGGAAUCAUCUCAGUCACAGCAAGCCGCCGAACGACUUGACCAGGUGACAUACAUGGAUGUGCUUCUCCGAUCUGCCAACCAGAAGAGGUCUUCCAAGAAAGGAUCCGACUUUGGCAUCCCCAAGAACCUCGGUCACUCUCAUUCCGUGGGAACUCUCUCCUCCCACGGGUUCUCCGAAGGAUCGAGUGCGGCGGCUCCCUCUGUCUACUACAUGCGUGCGCAGACCUCCGCAUCAUCCCCUGAUGGCCGUCACAGCUUCGCACCCGAUGAUGAUGACGACGACGAUGUAAUUCAACUCCCAAGUGUCGACAUCCCUCAACUGCAAAUUCAAGGCGUCGACAAAAACAACGUUCAAUACGUUGUCGGCAACUCUACGGCCACCAAUGCGUACAGACUAAUGAGCUGGCCGCAAAAG